CCCCGGGCUCCCAACAUUGGCUGCUGGGCUAAAGUCUCAAUGGGCUGCGCCCCCACCCAGUAUUGCCAACCCCCCGGGUUCAGAAAUGCGUCAGCCCCCCUCUCCCCUCUCCCACGCUAGGGUGUCCCAUUUUGUCCAGGACAGUCAGUCCCCUGUUUAAGCCCAGUCCUGGACAUCCCGACCUUUUUUGGCAAAACUGGGCAUUUGUCCCAGCCCAAGCCACAACUUCAAAGUGCUGUCUACACAGCUAUUGUUAGAGCCCUAGCGUGAACCCUGCAAACUCGAGUCUGUUGACCCAGGCUUGGAGCCCCGCUGCUGUGGCCUGUGUAGAAGUACCCGAAGUGACCUUUUUUCAUAGGUGCUGGCUAAUGCUCAGGCCAGUGUGACCUGGGUACUCAGCACCUUUGAAAUCAGGUAACUUAAUCUGGGUUUAGAAGCUUCACUUUAGGUUUCCACUUUGAAAAAUCUUGGCCUAAGUCUUUGGCCUGGUCUACACUAUGACUUUAAUUCGGAUUUAGCAGCGUUAAAUCGAAUUAGCCUUGCACCCGUCCACACAACAAAGCCAUUUAUUUCGAAAUAAAGGGCUCUUAAAAUCGAUUUCAGUACUCCACCCUGACGAGCGGAGUAGCGCCAAAAUCGAUAUUGUCAUUUCGAAUUAGGGUUAGUGUGGACGCAAUUUGAUGGUAUUGGCCUCUGGAUGCUAUCUCACAGUGCACCAUUGUGACCGCUCUGGACAGCAAUCUGAACUCAGAUGCACUGGCCAGGUAGACAGGAAAAGCCCUGCAAACCUUUGGAUUUUAUUUCCUGUUUGCCCAGCGCGGAGAGCACAGGUGACCACAGAUAGCUCAUCAGCACAGGUAACCAUGCAGGCCGAUAAUCGAAAAAGAGCACCAGCAUGGACCGUACAGGAGGUACUGGAUCUGAUCGCUAUAUGGGGAGAGGAUUCAGUGCUAGCAGAACUUCGUUCGAAAAGACGAAAUGCCAAAACUUUUGAAAAAAUCUCCAAGGGCGUGAUGGAGAGAGGCCACAAUAGGAACUCAGAUCAGUGCCGCGUGAAAGUCAAGGAGCUCAGACAAGCCUAUCAAAAAACAAAGGAGGCAAACGGUCGCUCCGGGUCAGAGCCGCGGACAUGCCGCUUCUACGCCGAGCUGCAUGCAGUUCUAGAGGGGGCCGCCUGCACUACCCCACCUCUGACCGUGGAUUCCGAGGCGGGGAUAAUCUCAUCAGCUACACCUGAGGAUUCUGCGGACGGGGAGGAGGAGGAGAAGGAGGACGAGCUUGCGGAGAGCACCCAGCACUCCGUUCUCCCCAACAGCCAGGAUCUUUUUCUCAGCCUGUCUGAAGUACCCUCCCAACCCGCCCAAGCCAGUAUCCAUGACCAUGACCCCAUGGAAGGGACCUCAGCAGCUACAAAUUUUUCAAGCCUCCCUCCUCCGUCCCGAAGGCUAUCUCAAAUAAGGCGUCAGAAAAAGAAGACGCGAGACAACGUGAGGAGAGGAGAGACGCUCGAGAUGAGAGGUGGCGGCAGGAAGAUCAGAGGAGGCAGGAUGCAAUGCUGGGGCUGCUGCGUGACCAAACAGACAUGCUCCGGCAUCUGGUGGAGCUUCAGGAACGGCAGCAGGAUAACAGAGUGCUGCUACAGCCCCUGUAUAACCCCCCUCCCCAUGUUCCAUAGCCUCCUCACCCAGACGUGUAAGAACGCGGGGCGGGGGGGGGAGGGGCUCCGUACACCCUCCCAUUCCACCCCAGUGGACAGCCCAAGCAAAAGGCUGUCAUUUUUUUAACCUUUUUUUAGUGGCCUUUUCCUUCCCGCCGAUCCUCCUCCCAAAUCCCACCUGGGUUCUCUCCCUCUUUUUAUAAUCAAUUAAUAAAGAAUAAAUGAUUUUUAAA
Molecule: messenger RNA, 1890 nt
Organism: Malaclemys terrapin pileata
Lineage: Eukaryota; Metazoa; Chordata; Testudines; Emydidae
Exons: 2
Coding region: 681-1784 (367 amino acids)
Source: RefSeq, a predicted model, not a curated record